Messenger RNA from Ctenopharyngodon idella (grass carp), 5631 nucleotides. RefSeq names its product UV radiation resistance associated gene (gene uvrag). The coding region runs from base 249 to 2327 and encodes 692 amino acids. Gene Ontology annotation, cellular component: endosome; lytic vacuole. NCBI's taxonomy places the organism in Eukaryota, Metazoa, Chordata, Actinopteri, Cypriniformes, Xenocyprididae. The transcript has 15 exons. Gene Ontology annotation, molecular function: SNARE binding. Gene Ontology annotation, biological process: SNARE complex assembly. The record is from RefSeq and is a predicted model, not a curated record.
CCAAUAGGCACGAAGCGAGGGUUUGCCGAUCAAGGUCGCGGUAAUGGCUUCCUAGGCAGGACUUACUUUGUUUAUGCCGCUGUGGGUAGCUCAGUAGCUGCGUUUAGUGUGCUUAAUGUACAUUAUAAUACAAAUCUGCACGGUUGUGAAGAAAGCUCGGAAUCUGACACCUUCGUGCCGGGAGUUUCUCGCUCAUGGGGUUGAGUUGUAUGGCUGAAUGAGGCUAUCGCCUAUGGUACCGUAGAAGGAUGAACUCCAUCGCCGGUCGGGAUCUCUCAGUGUCCGCUGGAGCUGUCAGCAGCAACCCCGGAGCAGCAUCCUCCAGGGUCCUGCAUGUGGAGCUCACAUCACAACAGAGACGUCUACGUCACUUGCGGAGCAUAGCGGCCCGUAACAUCGUGAACAAGAAUGGCUCUCCUCUACUGGACACUUACUUCACCCUUCACCUCUGCCAGGAAGAUCAGAUAUCACGAGAUUUUUAUAAGAGUGAAGUCAUCCGAGACUCAUUGAACCCGACAUGGCGGAGCUUAGAUUUUGCAAUGCUGCCGGACCUCUUGGACACGUCUGUGUCGUGUUUUGUGGUGAGAAUAUGGGGUGGCAGGGAAGAACAAUACCAACUGCUUAUUGAGUGGAAGGUCAACCUAGAUGGGCUCAGAUACACAGGACAGCAGAUUCGCUCCAGAAAUCCAAAUGAGAUCAUCUUUGGACUGAACGAUGGCUACUAUGCAGCUGAUUUUGAUCAGAAGGAGAAUUCUGACAGGAAGAAGAACAGUUUGCUCCAGGUGGACCAGAACUCUGUUAGAAACUCAUACAGUGUUUUCUCUUUACUGAGGCUUCGCACGGCCCAGAGAGCCAUUAAGCAGACUCAGGUGACAGUUCAGAAGAUUGGAAAGGAAAUUGAAGAGAAACUGAGGACAACAGCGUCCUGCACAGAAAAGAAGAAAGAGAGGGAGUGUAUGCAGCUACAUAUUGGGAUUCUGAGGAGUGAGUUGGAAAGACAAAGGAAGGCGCUGACGAGAGAAAUGGACUUGAUGCAGAAAGAGAGCGCACAGCUUGUAAAGAAAGAGGAGGCGUCAUCUACCAAGCACCAGGGUCUGGAGUCUGAGCACAAGUCUUUGACGGAGUUGCAGAAGGAAUGCACUGCCAAAAGAGAGCUGUUUCUGAAGUCUAACGCCCAGCUCACUUUCCGCUGUCGUCAGCUUAUAUCAGAGCUUUCCUACAUUUAUCCCAUUGAUGUGAACAAUCAGAACGAUUAUGUGAUUUGUGGUGUCAAACUGCCCAAUUCUGAAGACUUUCAAGCAAAGGAUGAUGGGAGUAUUGCGGUGGCUCUGGGUUACACGGCACACCUGGUGCUGAUGAUAUCAUUCUUCCUGCAUAUUCCGCUCAGGUAUCCAGUCAUCCACAAGGGUUCCCGUUCCUCCAUCAAAGACACCAUCACUGACAAACUCACAGAGAAGGAGAGAGAGUUCCCCCUUUAUCCCAGAGGAGAGCGUUUCCAGUUUGAAUACGGUGUCUAUUUGCUCAACAAAAACAUCGCCCAGUUGAGGUACCAGCAUGGGCUCUCCACCCCAGAUCUGCGUCAGACUUUACCCAACCUCAAAAACUUCCUAGAGCAUGGACUACUUGUAAGAUGUGAUAGGCACCAUGUCUCCAUGUCCAUCCCUGUCCCUCUGAAGUCUCAUCUCAGCGUUUCCACCGCAUCCGAAGUGGGAUUUCCGACCCUCUCCGGUUCCCCUGAGCGCGACGUCCAGAAGCGGUCUGGCUCAGAUCCAGAUAAACAGAAAUUCCGAACCCCUCCGCCUAGUUACAACACGGCCAUGGCUCAUCCUGAUCCCAUGACCACUCCGGAGAUUCCAUCAGCGCCGUCCACAGAGAUUGCGAGCGUGGAAGUAGGUAAGACUGUAGAAACACAUGAGGAUGGAGAGACUGUGUCCGAGGCACAUAUGGAGAAACCUCUGGAAGUACCUACAGACUCCGCACCUCAGCACCCAGGGGCCAUGAACGGCUCGGCCGUGCCCAGCGGGGGUAUGGGAUUGGGUGUUGCGAGUGGAGGCGAGCUGUGCUGCUCCGUAGAGCAGGCGGAGGAGAUUAUGGGCACUGAAGCCACAGGGCUGGGAUUGGGACUAGGAUUAGGGUUGGGAUUGGGAGGCGGCGCCAGACUGGAUGAUUACCCAUGCAUCCCGGUGGAGCACGCCAUUGCGGUCGAGUGCGACGAACAGGUUUUGGGAGAAUUCGACGCCGCUGGGAUUGAGGAAGUCUCGCGGCGCAUCUAUGCACUAGAGAACAUGUCUAGCUUCCGACGGCCUCGGAAGAACUCGGAAAAAUAACUGGUAUACAGGACGUGGCCCUGGAAAAAACGGGUCAGAGGGUGACAGGUGUCCAAGUUGAUUGGUGUCUUAAGGCUGAGCCUGUGUAAUAUUUCACCCUGACUGCAACAAGUAUAGACAUUACAUAAAGAAAUAUAUUAUUAAUAAUAUUGUUAUAAUAAUUAUUAAUAUUAUUAGGAAAUAUCUGGAAUAUUGACCAAUUUGCACUUCUCAAAGCAUUUCUAUAAUCCUUUAAAGUGAAAUAAAGAGAAUGUUUGUGGUUGAAAUGCGUGCUGGGCAUCUUUCUCGGUGUAUGGAUUCGCAGUCUUAAUGGGAUAGUUCACCCAGAAAUGAAAAUUCUGUCAUCUUUUAUUCACCCUCAUGUCGUUCCAAAUCUGUGACUUUUAUUCCUUUGUGGAAUACAAAAGAAGAUAUUUAGAAGAACUGUUUUGGUCCAUACAAUAAAAGUCAACUGGAUUCAUCCAAAGGUCUUUUGGACCCAGUGUUGCGAUCUUGUCACCUUUUGGUGAAAGGUGUGAUUCGUUUGACUCAGCACAGAACAGAAUUGACUUAGCACAGAAUUUAGCCAUGAACAUGAGUAUUGUAAUUUUACUGUUGUUUUGUAAAAUAAAAUAAUAAUUAUUAUUUGUAGUAAAUCAUGGAAAUGAACCAUUAAUUCAUGGCUACGUAAUAUAUUUCUUUAUUAGUUUGUUUAAUUUGUAGAGUUUAAUUUAUUAAAAUAAAAAUAUUUAAAUAGCAAUAAUAAAAUGUAUUAUUAUUAUAUAUUCAUUUUGAAUGGCUCCCAAAAAACAACAGUGUGAAUGUGGCCUGAGUCAACUGAAGUAGAGAUUAAAAAAAUAAAAAUACUUAUAGUCUAUGUUGAGUUUUUCUUUUAUAUCCUCAUGCUCAAGCUAAUAUUGAUCCACAAGCUAAUAUAAAAAAAAUAUAUAUAUUACUUUUCUUCUUUUGUGUUCCAAAGAAAAAGUCAUGCAGGUCUGGAACAACAUAAUGGUGAUUAAAGGUACAAUAUGUAAGAUUUUUGGAUUAAAAUAUUGACUUGUGUACUUACAUUAUCCCAAUGUUUCCAAGAAUGUUUAAAUCCAGAGAAAUAAGCAAUUUUAACCAGAACACUGACCGUGUCCAUGCGUCGCCUAUCAAUGACAAUGACCCUUGAUUUCUGAAGAAACCAUGGAAACACUAAAGACGCUUUAAUAUAUUAUGUGUUUUAUUAGACAGGUGAUCAACUGUUUGGAUACAUUCAUCGACAGAAAGCUAAUCAUUGUUAUAUAGCUCAACACAGUAAGUCUUAUUGUUUAAAUCUCAUUUUCUUGAUUUACAGUGAGUACCAUGUUUUACCAUGCCUAAUAUCCAUCUAGCUAUCGAUCUAGAAGUGUCUCAUAGUAGCCGCUGAGCGAACGCAGAGUAGCACUACAACAACUUUCAACACACAAAUGUAUCUAAUAUGAUAAAACAACACCGCGUUACCCCACAUAUGCAUGACUGGAAGAAGCGGAAUCGGCGACUGUGGCAUAAUAAAAGUCCCUCUGCUCUCAAGACGUGUGUCGCGCUCGUCUCUCAUUAGCAAUCGCUCCAGCGGCCUCUUUUCUGCUCUCACAGCACUCGGCCCUGCUCUGCUUCAUACUACAGUAACGUUAAUAAUCUCAUCCAUGAACAUGAUUUCCUGUCCCGAUUCUUUUCCACCAACUGUAGGCAUGAAGACAACACCUCACAUGAUUCCGAGUCAUCAAGCUACAGCUUUGUUUUGAAUAAGCGACCUCUAAAAGCAGAAAUUUACAUACUGUGCUUUUAAAUUAUGACAGAAUUUUCAUUUUUGGGUGAACUAUCCUUUUAAAUACCACACAGUGUUACAGCGGGAGCUCUGGUGCACCAGGACCAACCUGAGAGCAAAGCCUGAUACAUACCAGGCCGUGCAUCAGGAGGAAUGGCUGUUGGUCUGGGUGGGCGGAAAGGGCGAGGAAUGUCUGUGUGCCAAUGACACCCUUUCUCAUGCUGCACACCCGAGUCCUGCUUCCAGAAAAAGAAAAACAUGCACGCACAUAUUGCGCAAAUCAGUUUUUUUCUCAGUCUGACCAUUGUAAGACCUUGUAUUCUCUCUGAUUUAUUCACCCAGAAUUAUAAAAUCCUGACAGCUGUGCUUCACAGUUUGAUGCCGUGUCAACACUGGAUGUGAGUGGCACAUCACCACAUAACAAAACUCAAUAGCUCCUAUUAUAACCAACAAAUCUGUCUACACUUGAAAUGAUCAUUGUUGUUGGCCCGUUUCUUUUUUUGCACCCAAUUCUCAAGGGGUUUUUUUUCUCUAAAAAAUCUUUUUGUUACAGGCUUUUUGCCUGUUUUUUUGUUUUGUUUUUUGUGUGCCACUCCAGCUUUAUUUUUCCAAUCCAUCUAUAAUAAAAUUGAAUCUAAAUAAACUGUUUUUUAACCAUAUAAAUGAGCAGUUGUAACAUUAUGUAUAAAAUUGGUUUUUUCUUCUAAAAUAAUGUAUACAAAGUGAAAUGGCAUACCUAUGUGGAAACGUGACAUCAGUCACUUCAAGUAUAGACAUGGUGUAAAAAAUCUAGAUUACCAUAAGCUUAAACAACAGUUUAGGCCAAACCUUCAGGGUUGCGAGGUCUUUAUUCCAAAAUGAACUUUUUCCUUGAAGGUGCUUUAAUGUCAAUGAUCUUUCCCACUGUAUACAGUUAUUCAGCUAUCAGACAAACCAAAAUACAAAUGAUGUGCACUGCAUACUGUUGAAGAGGAGCAGGAUGGCCGUUCCUCUGCAUUUACUGCAAUUCUUCUUCUUUUUUUUUUUUGUCUUGAUUAUGGCGUUAAUCCUCAUUGUUUCGUGUUGCACACUACUCUUCAAUGUAAUUUCCUCUAAAAACAAUAUUCAUCCAUCCGCACAAGUUUCAAAAGCCAUUUGUGUGUGUGUUUUUCCCCAAGCAGUAUUCUAUACUUAUAUUUAUAUUUUGGUGUCCUUUAUUCUAAUCUGCUUUUCAGGUAUACACAAGAGUCUGAUCCUCUUCCAUAAGAAUCACAUCAUGAAUGUAAUAAACACUCAACAAAGGACUAGUAAUGGAUUAGUAAUGGUUGACUUUUACAUCAGGAAGGACUAGUAAUGGUUGACUUUUACAUCAUUUCAUCCUGGCCUGAAACCCUUGUUUGAUUUCCUGUCUCUUGUAGAUUUUCCUUGAAUGACUGUUGAUACAUGAUGUAUUUAAGACAAAUACAAAGAAAUUUGUUUCCAUAAAUUGCUGUGACACUGUACAUAUACUUUUGUAUGAAAGGUGUUUUAUUAUUAAAGAUCAGUUUAAUGAUAUGA